This is a messenger RNA of Zymoseptoria tritici IPO323, 522 nucleotides long. RefSeq lists its product as uncharacterized. Bases 1 to 522 code for a protein of 173 amino acids. The transcript has 2 exons. Lineage: Eukaryota; Fungi; Ascomycota; Dothideomycetes; Mycosphaerellales; Mycosphaerellaceae. The record is from RefSeq and is a predicted model, not a curated record.
AUGGCCUCCUCCCGUCGUUCCAUCGACGGCAUCCUCCGCCACACACAUGAAAUGCAUCAGCAGCUACGAGAUCAACUCCUGCAAGAUGGCGCCGACGCCGUCCGCCCUCGCUCCGACUCCAGCAGUCACUUCUACCUCUCUGCCUCGGGAGCGUGGGAGUUUCGACCACACCACCCCGAUCCGUUGCCUCGACGUCCAACGCAGUCUCGUCGACCUCCGUCCUCUCGCCCGAGGUCGCAACGACCGAAAUCAGAACCACACCCACAACCCUCGACUCCACUCACCAUGUCCUCGCCGCACUUCCCUACUGGAGACACGGCGGCAACUGCUCGGCCCAACAAGAUCCGGAAGUUGAACAAUCACCGGCGGGAGACCAGCGCCGAGCAUACUACUGGAGGGAUGCCGGUCGAGAAAUCCGGAUCAACGCCCGCUGCAGAGGUUGCAGAUGCGACACACGGUAAUGGGACGAAGGGACGUAGAGGCGGAAGCGGAAGCGAUGAGAAUUGUGUUUGGACACCGUGA